AAAGUAUAAGCUAGUUUACAGUGGAGUAAUUUAGACACGGUUUGCGAUCGGUUCCACCGAGUCCUAAAAAAGGACCAUCUAAAACGAUUCACUAGCGAAUCGGUCAUCUCUGCAGGACACGGAGCUACUGCUCCAAUCCCCUCGAACGCAAAAUGAAUUAAUAGCGUGUGUCCUGCACUAGAGAAAUGUAGCUACAGUAAACAAAACGGACACAGGUAGUUACGGGCGACGGUGUACAGCGGAGUGAAGAGUCCUGUUACAACAAACAUUAUUUCUACAAAUGAAAGAUGGCGAACGACUCUCCAGCGAAAAGUCUAGUAGACAUAGACCUUUCUUCACUACGGGACCCAGCCGGGAUUUUUGAACUGGUCGAAGUGGUUGGAAAUGGCACAUAUGGUCAAGUCUACAAGGGUCGACAUGUCAAAACAGGACAGCUGGCAGCAAUCAAAGUCAUGGAUGUCACAGAGGAUGAGGAAGAGGAGAUUAAACUUGAGAUUAACAUGCUGAAGAAAUACUCCCACCACAGAAACAUUGCCACAUACUAUGGUGCUUUUAUCAAGAAGAGUCCUCCUGGACAUGAUGACCAGCUAUGGUUGGUCAUGGAGUUUUGUGGUGCUGGCUCUAUAACAGACCUUGUUAAGAACACCAAAGGCAACAGUUUGAAAGAAGACUGGAUUGCAUACAUCUCCAGAGAGAUUCUGAGAGGUCUGGCCCAUUUGCAUGCCCACCAUGUCAUCCAUCGUGACAUCAAGGGUCAGAAUGUGCUGUUAACAGAGAAUGCAGAGGUGAAACUGGUUGACUUUGGUGUGAGCGCUCAGUUGGACAGGACAGUUGGCAGGAGAAACACUUUCAUUGGCACUCCUUAUUGGAUGGCGCCAGAGGUCAUUGCCUGUGAUGAGAACCCAGAAGCGACAUAUGACUACAGAAGUGACCUGUGGUCAUGUGGUAUCACUGCUAUAGAAAUGGGUGAAGGAGCUCCUCCUCUGUGUGACAUGCAUCCAAUGCGUGCCCUUUUCCUCAUUCCCAGAAAUCCUCCUCCACGGCUCAAAUCAAAGAAAUGGUCCAAGAAAUUCUUCAGCUUCAUUGAAACCUGCCUGGUGAAGAAUUACAACCAUCGCCCCUCUACAGAGCAACUGUUGAAACAUCCUUUCAUUAGAGACCAACCUAACGAGAGACAUGUCCGCAUCCAGCUCAAAGACCACAUUGACCGCACUCGUAAGAAGAGAGGAGAGAGAGAUGAGACCGAAUAUGAGUACAGUGGAAGUGAAGAAGAGGGAGAAGAGGCACAAGAGCAGGAAGGAGAGCCCAGUUCUAUAGUGAAUGUGCCUGGUGAAUCUACUCUGCGACGUGACUUCAUUCGGCUGCAGCAGGAGAAUAAAGAGCGUUCAGAGGCACUGAGGAGACAACAGCUCCUCCAGGAACAGCAACUCAGAGAACAAGAGGAAUAUAAGCGCCAGUUAUUGGCUGAGAGACAGAAACGCAUUGAACAGCAGAAGGAGCAAAGAAGACGACUUGAGGAGCAACAAAGACGGGAGCGUGAGAUGAGACGGCAGCAGGAGCGGGAGCAGAGACGCAGGGAACAGGAGGACAAGAGACACAAAGAGGAAAUGGAACUUAGACGUAAAGAGGAAGAAGAGCGUAGGAGAGCCGAGGAGGAAAAGAGAAGGAUUGACCUUGAACAGCAGUUUAUCCACCGGCAGCUCGAGGAGGAGCAAAGACAUCUUGAAAUCCUUCAGCAACAGCUGCUGCAGGAGCAGGCCAAACUACUGGCUGAUGAGAGGUAUCGUAAGAAUCUUCAGGGCACCUCUCAUGCUGCUCCACCCAAGCAGUCUCCUUUGCCACAAGGAUCUGAACUGUACUCCAAUGGAAAUUCCACUGAGUCCUCAGGCAUGCACAGGCCUAUGGAACCACAAGUCCAGUGGUCUCACUUAGCUGCUCUAAAGAGCAACUCAUCUGCACCCCCUGUGUCUCACUCCCAGUCCUUCAGUGAUCCUGUUCCUAGUUUUGCACAGCUUCAUCUUCGCUCUCAGGACUCCUCUCACCAGCACCACCCAGUGCACACUUCAUACCCUGACCACUCUCAACAUCUUUCUCAAUCCAGGGGCCACGAGGCCCCUGAGCAGACCCUUGAUGAAGAGGUGCCCCCGAGGGUGCCAGUAAGAACAGUGUCCAGAUCUCCUGUGUUGUCCCGUCGAGAUUCUCCACUACAAGCUGGACAGAGGAAUGCUGGAAUUAACAUGGAGCCACGGCUGCGGGUUGAACAGCUCUCAUCUAGACCAGGUAGUGGGAGUUCGUCUGGCUCCAGUAACUCCAGCUUUCAGACUGGAUCACAGGCCAGCUCAGGGGAGAAGUUCAGGGUCCAUUCCUCUUCAAAGUCUGAGGGCUCACCAAUGCAGCUGCCAGAGAUUGCUGGGAAGAAGUCAGAAAAGACGAAAGACAUUGUAAGACCAACUAGACAUGCUGAUCUCACUGCUCUGGCCAAGGAGCUGCGUGCAAUGGAAGAUGUGCGACCUCAUAAUAAGGUGACAGAUUACUCCUCAUCGAGUGAAGAUUUAGAUUCAGAUGUAGAUGAUGACGUGGUGGAGCAGGAGCAGGGUGAUGAAUCUACUUCAGGAGCAGAGGACUCAAGGACAUGCUCAUCAAAGUUGAAUAAUGGUGAAACAGAGUCAGUGAAAACCAUGCUUGUUCAUGAUGAAUCGGAGAAUGAUCCAGCCUCCACCACACCUAGCAAAGAUGUAACUUUAAUCGUUAGACAGAGCAUAGCUGAGAGAAAGCAUUUGCGUCCCAUUCCUGGGCCCAGUCUGGGUCCAGGUUUGAGCCCUUCACACAGUCAAAGUCACCAGGAGAGAAACUGCUAUGCAGGCUGCAUUCACCUGCUGCCUGACCUCAUCCAGCAGAGCCAUCACUCCCCUUCAUCCUCCCCCUCAUCCAGUCAUGGCAGCCCAUCUAUGUCCCCCCAGAUUCCCAUGGACAUGCUGGUAGUCAGUGAGACACAGUCUGCCAGCAACACACUUCAAAAACACAAGUCGUCUUCCUCUUUUACCCCAUUUAUCGACCCACGUCUUCUACAGAUUUCCCCUUCCAGUGGCAGUUCCCUCAACAACAUGGCAGGCUUUAGUAAUGAAGGACGUCUGCUGGACCCAUCUCGUAAGGGCUCUGUGGUGAAUGUAAACCCAGUAAACACUCGCCCACAGAGUGACACACCAGAAAUCCGCAAAUACAAAAAGAGGUUCAACUCGGAGAUUCUGUGUGCUGCACUUUGGGGAGUAAAUCUGUUGGUAGGAACUGAAAGUGGCCUCAUGCUUCUUGAUCGAAGUGGGCAGGGGAAAGUUUAUCCACUUAUUAACAGACGCCGUUUUCAACAAAUGGAUGUUCUUGAAGGCCUUAAUAUUCUAGUGACAAUAUCAGGAAAGAAGAACAAACUGCGAGUUUAUUAUCUGUCAUGGCUGAGGAACAAGAUUCUGCAUAAUGACCCUGAGGUGGAAAAGAAACAGGGUUGGACUACAGUGGGGGAGCUGGAGGGAUGUGUGCACUACAAAGUCGUUAAAUAUGAAAGAAUCAAGUUCUUGGUUAUUGCCUUGAAAAAUUUUGUGGAAGUGUAUGCUUGGGCACCAAAGCCGUACCACAAGUUUAUGGCCUUUAAGUCAUUUGGAGACCUGGUCCACAAGCCUCUCUUAGUUGAUCUGACUGUGGAAGAGGGUCAAAGAUUAAAGGUCAUCUAUGGCUCCUGCUCUGGUUUUCAUGCUGUAGAUGUGGAUUCAGGGGCAGUUUAUGACAUCUACCUUCCCACACACAUUCAAACAAAUAUCCAAACCCACGCCAUCAUCAUCCUCCCAAACACAGAAGGCAUUGAGCUGUUGGUGUGCUAUGAGGAUGAAGGCGUGUAUGUAAACACUUAUGGAAGGAUCACCAAAGACGUGGUGCUUCAGUGGGGUGAGAUGCCCACCUCUGUGGCUUACAUCAGAUCGAACCAGAUCAUGGGCUGGGGGGAGAAAGCUAUUGAAAUCCGUUCUGUGGAGACUGGUCACCUGGAUGGUGUGUUCAUGCACAAGAGGGCACAACGGUUGAAGUUUCUCUGUGAAAGAAAUGACAAGGUAUUCUUUGCCUCUGUGCGCUCUGGAGGGGUGAGCCAAGUUUAUUUCAUGACUCUUGGACGGAGCAACCUACUCAACUGGUGAUGAGGAUGCUUACCUUUAAUGAAAGUACCAACAGACUGUCUCUCUGAACCCUUUGGACCCAGCAUGACAAACAUUAACAUUAAAUUGAAUUUCGAUUCAAGGGUACUUGUACCAUACUUUUGCUGUCCUAGACACUGGCACCGUUGUGGGGAAAACUCAAUCUUGAGUACGUAAACAUAAAAGACAUUCUGAAAGGGAGUAGGAGCUUAUGUGGAAGAGUGUUAUGCCAUCUGUUACAUCCACAGCUCUACUAUUGGUGAUCUGCUGUGUAUCAGUUUUUAUUGUAUUAUUUUUUUUUGUGUGUUUGAAUCCCACACCUUUGAACAUUUAUUAUUAUUCAGGGCUUUGUUUGUUCAGUCUUUGUUAUAUCAAGGAAUUCAAGGGCUGAUAAUUAAUACUCAUGUAAGUCUAUGUAAGUGUAUUUCCAUGGACUGACCAUCUGUGAUGAUAUCUCUUCUGUUGUCAUUUUUUUUUCUUUCUGUGAAAUUGUCAAUUCCCCAAAGACCUGGGUCACACAGUAUCAUUGUGCCAGUUAAUAUAGGGAUGCAGUUUCUAUUUCUUUAUUUUUUUUCUUUUAUAAUAUCAACUAUACAGUUCAUGAGUAUCUUUAUUUUAUAGGUAUUGCACGCGAUAAAUACAUUCCAAAGUAUAUUCCCAUUGAUUUGCAGAAUGGAUUGUUUGAGUAAAGGAAUAUUUACAGACACUUAAAUGUUAAACUUGUAUUCUGUUACUCUGUUAACCACUUUAUGAGUGAACAAUUAAUUUGAUUAU
Sinocyclocheilus grahami is the source of this 4949-nucleotide messenger RNA. Its product is annotated as mitogen-activated protein kinase kinase kinase kinase 4-like. The transcript has 31 exons. Lineage: Eukaryota; Metazoa; Chordata; Actinopteri; Cypriniformes; Cyprinidae. Gene Ontology annotation, cellular component: cytosol. Gene Ontology annotation, biological process: protein phosphorylation. The record is from RefSeq and is a predicted model, not a curated record. The coding region runs from base 288 to 4178 and encodes 1296 amino acids. Gene Ontology annotation, molecular function: protein kinase activity; ATP binding.